Daktulosphaira vitifoliae (grape phylloxera) is the source of this 629-nucleotide messenger RNA. RefSeq names its product mitochondrial import inner membrane translocase subunit TIM14. Gene Ontology annotation, molecular function: ATPase activator activity. The record is from RefSeq and is a predicted model, not a curated record. The transcript has 4 exons. Bases 188 to 538 code for a protein of 116 amino acids. Lineage: Eukaryota; Metazoa; Arthropoda; Insecta; Hemiptera; Phylloxeridae. Gene Ontology annotation, biological process: protein import into mitochondrial matrix. Gene Ontology annotation, cellular component: PAM complex, Tim23 associated import motor.
UUCACCUGAUAACAUUAAUUUCUCAAAUAAAAAUUAAUUGUUUUGGACAUUAAAUAUAUUUACUUAUUUUUUAAAAAUUAUUCAUAUUUCUUAUACUGCACCUUAUUUUUUUUUAUUUUAUAUUUGGUUCAACUUUAGUUCGUAUUGUAUUUUUAGUGGAUAAUAAUUAAUAAUUUACUGAUUUAUAAUGGCUAGCAUGGUAGUUAUUGGAUUAGGAUUAGCAGCAGCUGGUUUUGCUGGUCGACAGGCUUUGCGUGUUGCUCCUCAAGUUGCCACAAAAAUGAAUGAAAUCCUUAAAACUAUGUCAUCUGAAACAGAAUCAAUUAUGUCAGGUAAAAGGUAUUAUAAAGGAGGAUUUGAUCCCACAAUGACUAAAAAAGAGGCUUCACUAAUUCUUGAUGUAUCAGCUAAUGCUCCUAAAAAUAAAAUCAAGGAAGCACACAAGCGUAUAAUGUUAAUUAAUCACCCUGAUAAAGGAGGUUCUCCUUACAUAGCUGCAAAAAUAAACGAAGCAAAAGAUUUACUAGACAAUAAGUAAACAUCUUAUUAUUAAUGUGAUAUAUUAUCAUAGAAAUAUUUUAGUAAUGUAAAUAAAAAUAUAUAAAUAAAUAAGAAAUCAUAGCGUGAAA